Messenger RNA from Racocetra persica, 213 nucleotides. The record is from the annotation of a GenBank genome assembly. NCBI's taxonomy places the organism in Eukaryota, Fungi, Glomeromycota, Glomeromycetes, Diversisporales, Gigasporaceae.
CCAAUGUUGAAUGCGGGGAGAUGCAAAAUCAAUGUCAAACGCAAGGAGAUGCAAAGCCAAUAUCAAACGCAAAUAAACAGAUAAAGCCAACGAACACAAAGAGAAGAAAGCCAGUGAAAGCAAAGAGAGGAAAGCCAGUGAAAGCAAAGAGAGGAACCAAUGAACGCAAAGGAGGUAAAGCCAAUGAAUUCGAAUUUUUUGUCAUGACUGCAG